Molecule: messenger RNA, 279 nt
Organism: Drosophila mauritiana
Lineage: Eukaryota; Metazoa; Arthropoda; Insecta; Diptera; Drosophilidae
Product: keratin-associated protein 5-9
Exons: 2
Coding region: 19-219 (66 amino acids)
Source: RefSeq, a predicted model, not a curated record
UCUCUCCAGCCCGUUGCAAUGUUCAAUAUAAAGUUAAUCAUCCUGGUUGCCCUGACCAUAUCCAUGGUCCAGAGCUGUUCCGUUGAGGAGCCGGAAGAGGUCCAGUGCGGGUGUAGGUGUGGCAAGCCGCAGUGCCCCUCGUGCGGAUCCCAAUCCUGCGGAUGUGGCUGCAAGCCCUGUCGAUGUGCUUCCUCUUGCGGGUGUGGCUGCAAAGAUUAAUCCUGGACUCCAGGACCCCUUGACGACUUCACCAUUAAAAAACCUUCGUUUUUCAAAUUA